Molecule: messenger RNA, 1485 nt
Organism: Cheilinus undulatus (humphead wrasse)
Lineage: Eukaryota; Metazoa; Chordata; Actinopteri; Labriformes; Labridae
Gene: neff2
Exons: 3
Coding region: 147-1340 (397 amino acids)
Biological process (GO): neurofilament bundle assembly
Cellular component (GO): cytoplasm; intermediate filament; postsynaptic intermediate filament cytoskeleton
Molecular function (GO): structural constituent of postsynaptic intermediate filament cytoskeleton
Source: RefSeq, a predicted model, not a curated record
AUCACUGAGCUGGUGCAGUGCAAAAACGCUCGCUCAUCCUCACCGAUGGUGUGCAGAACAAGGGGGACAUAAAGAAACCUUCUGAAACUGAAAACAUCCAUAUCCUUUCCUGAAACUAAAAAAAAAUCCACCACAAAAAAAUCAUCAUGAGCUACGACUCCUUCUACUCCUACCGCCGUCCUUGGGACAGCUACAGAGGCUCCCAAACUACCACCAAAUCCUCCCUGUCUUCCUCCCUCUUCUCUUCUUCUCGAGCUCCUCCGUCUGGUAAGAGGAUCCUGAGGCUGGCCUCCUCUUCGCUUCCUGAUGGGUCAGAAAGGAUGAACCUGGCUCAGGCCAGCUCCCUAAACACAGAGCUGCUGGGGCUUCGCUCCCAGGAGAGAGAGCAGCUGGUGGACCUGAACGACCGCUUCGCCACCUACAUCGAGAAAGUGAGGCACCUGGAGCUGCAGAACCGAGCCCUGCAGGCUGAGCUGGAGGCACUGAGACGGCGGCAGAACGACCCGUCCCGUCUCCAGAUGCUCUACGAGGGGCAAGCGCGGAGUUUGAGGGCAAUGAUAGACUCGGAGAACGGGGACAAGCUGCGUAUGGAGGCGGAGAGAGACUACCUCCGUGAUGUGUAUGAGCAGAUGAAGGAGCGGUUUGAAGAGGAGGCCAAGAGGCGGAUGGAUGCUGAGGAGGCUCUGCAGAGGGCCAGAGAGGAGGCCAGCAGGGUCGUUCUCUCCAACUAUGACGCCGAGGCCUCAGUGGUGUCUCUGUGUGAUGAGCUGGUCUUCCUGAAGAAGGUCUUUGCAGAGGAGCAGACAGAGCUGCAGGCCCAACUGCAGGUGGCGAACAUCAGCGUGGACGUGGAGGUGUCCCGGCCUGACCUCUCCACUGCCCUGCGGGACAUCCGGGCGCAGUACGAGCGGCUGGCCAACAAGAACAUGCAGGCCGCUGAGGAUUGGUACAAGAACAAGUUCGCGAGUGUGGCGGAGAUGGCCAGCAAAAACAACGAGGCGGUGCACGCCAUCCGAGAGGAGACCAUGGAGUACCGGAGGCUGCUUCAGUCCCGCUCAUCGGAGAUUGAAAGUCUCCGGAACAUCAUCGACUCCUUGAAUAAACAGCUAGAGGAUCUGGAGGAGACACAGGCGAAGGAGGUGACAAAGUACCAGAUGAGGAUAAGUGAGCUGGAGCGGGACAUCGCUGAAGCCAAACAGGAGAUGGCACGCUAUCUGAGAGAGUACCAGGACCUUCUGAAUGUGAAGAUGGCUCUGGACAUUGAAAUAGCAGCGUACAGAAAACUCCUGGAGGGGGAGGAGAUCCGGCUGGCGUACCCUUCUCUUCCAGCCCUAAAUUAAAAAAAUGCCACCAGCCUGGCAUAAACCUGAAUUCUUCAUCCCCUCUCCUCCCCUGCUCAUAUUUUUUACAUUACCUCCCCCCAUCAUCUCCCUCCCUUUUUCUUUCCUCCUUUCAAAACCGAACCUCAAACCAAAGCUCAUCCUC